GAAAUGAGUUUUCUUGAGUCUCAAGUAGUCAAGAACCUACACUAAGGGUUUCCAUAUUGCAUCCCCAACAAACAUCCCUGACAUUUUUCUAGUGGAAAAGAGGCCAUCUUCAUGGAUGUUCUGAGGAAUGCAAUAGCGUAACCUCUAACUACAGCAAGAUCUGAUGAGCAUGAUGGAUAAUCGCGAAGCGAAUGUGGCAGGAGCUGGUGGGGGACUGAUAUUGCAAGAUCGAGGGGCUUUGUGGUAUCGUGCACAGCAUAACUUCGAGUUUGAAGCGAUCGAACUUGAGCGGAAACGCCUAAAGGAGCACAGAGGAGAUGUGCUGGAUAAGGUGGGGCAAGACGCCAAUGUUAUAACGGACAUCGAAACAGGGAGUCUUUAUGACUGCAGUGAACUCGAUAUUAGCG
Messenger RNA from Amoebophrya sp. A25, 407 nucleotides. Lineage: Eukaryota; Dinophyceae; Syndiniales; Amoebophryaceae. The record is from the annotation of a GenBank genome assembly.